This is a messenger RNA of Malassezia pachydermatis, 3150 nucleotides long. Its product is annotated as RNA-binding G protein. Bases 1 to 3150 code for a protein of 1049 amino acids. Gene Ontology annotation, biological process: nuclear division. NCBI's taxonomy places the organism in Eukaryota, Fungi, Basidiomycota, Malasseziomycetes, Malasseziales, Malasseziaceae. The transcript has 2 exons. Gene Ontology annotation, cellular component: cytoplasm; nucleus. The record is from RefSeq and is a predicted model, not a curated record. Gene Ontology annotation, molecular function: mRNA binding.
AUGAGCGCUUCCCGUCCAGACGUAGCCGAGGUGGCUGAGGCAUCUAGUAUGCCGGCCCCUAUGGCUGAUCCAUUCCCCAGUUUGGGUGAGAGUACCGUACCCAGCGUAUCUGCCGCGGCCAAAUCGGCAAAGGCACCGGCGCGUCCAGAUGUCACGUCAGAAGAUGCCUUCCCAUCGCUCGGUGCUGCGUCCAGUGCAGCAUCCCGCCCCGGGGCGUCGGCAUGGGUGAGCUCUGUGCCUGUGAUUCAGCGUGUUACGCACACGGCAAGUGUCUCGCUGCGUUUGUCGGAGGAGCAGAUGAUGAAGCUCAGCACCCUUUUGCAGCGUGUCCAAGACAAGUGCCGUGGCGUGAAAAUCGAGGCAAGCACGACCCGCAAGACAGGUGUUACAAUGUUCAUCAUAAAGGGCCCUAGCGAGUCUGCCGUGCAGCAGGCGAAGAAGGAACUGUCUGUCCAGCUCGCUCGGAAAGUGCAGCUGUCGAUGCUAAUUCCUGCGGCUCUUCGUCCGUUUGUAGUGGGCGCCGGUGGCAAGAACAUCAAGGCGAUCACGGAGCAGACAGGUGUGCGAAUCCACAUCCCGCCACGCUCGAAGGACCUGCCUAUGGAGGAAAAUGAGGACCCACUGCUGGGCGAACAGACCGAAGUUACCAUUGAAGGCGAUGAAGUCAACGCACUUGAGGCACAAGAGAUGAUUCAUGCCAUUGUUGCCGAGCGUACCUCGAAGAUUACGCAGCGUGUGGCGUCCAUUGAGCCGAUUUACUACCCCUUCAUUUUCGGCCCGCGUGGCAAGCGUGCGGCCGAGCUGGCCGAGCAGCAGGGACGUGGUGAAGUUCAAGUGCAUAUUCCUCCGCCUAUGCGCGACGGUCCUAUUGUGGUAUCGGGUGAACGUAACUCUGUGACGGAUGUAGUGCAGGCGAUACAGGACGAGGUGGACCAGAUGCGCCGCCUGUUCCGUACAUUGUCGAUCAACAUUCCGAAGCGCCAACAUGCUUUCUUGGUGGGCGACAGUGCUGCUGACAUCCUCGCUGCGACGCAGUGCAGCAUUGAGUUGCCGCCUGUGCACGACCCGUCGGAGAACGUCACGAUCCGCGGUCCCCAGGCGCAGCUUCCACAGGCGUUGACCGCUGCGAUUGAACGUGCAAAUGCUGUGUCUGUGCAGCCCCUUGACCUUCGUGCACUGUACCCUGAUGCAGACGAGGGCCAUGCACGCCGCGUCGUCCAAUGGCUCGCUGGUCGCUUGCCGCGGGAGGAUGGAGUGCAGGUGUUCCUUCCACGCGCCUCGGCGCUUGACCAGGGCUUAGCCUCGGUCGAUGUUGUGGGAGAAGAUGCUGCGUCGGUCAUGCGUAUGCACCAGCAACUCGAAGCACUUGCGCGCCCCAUCGGUCCCCAUGCUGUGCGUGUGGCGGAGGUGGACCCAUUGGCUCAUGGCUUUGUGGUCGGCAAGAAGGGCCAAGGUUUGCGCAACUACGAAAACAAGGGCAUCGAUGUACUGGUGCCGCCAGAAAGCUCCGGCCGCUCGGAUGUGUUACUCGUCUUCCGAGGCGUAGACAAGGAGCCACGUCCAGAUGAAGUCGCUAUGGCUGCAGCUCUUGAUGCAGCCGUGGCCGAGUUGGCCAUGACGGCGGCUCAGGCGGCGGAUCUGCGCACGGAGCACAUCCAGAUUCCGGCCAAGUUCCACCCUGACCGCAAUUUACUGAAUGCCAUCUUGGGUGAAGACCGUCUGCAUGUGUCGCUGGGCGCACGCCACCCAUCGAAGCACGUUACCGAGCCGCUCACUGACGACUCGGUUGUUGUGCGCGGCGCCAGUGAGGCGGUGGCACGUGCGAUUGCGCGUCUCCAGCAGCUCGCUGCCGAGGCCGAGCAAGACCAGAUCGUGAACGGUCACGUGGACCAAAUCGAGGUGCCUGGCCAGUAUGUGCCGCACUUGAUCGGCCGCGGUGGCGCGGGCGUGGCGAAGCUGCGUGACGAGCUGGGCGUCAAGGUGGACUUUGGCGACUUGGACGAGGAGGCGCGUCGGAAGAACGUGCCGAUUGUCAUUACUGGCCGCAAGGCUUGCGUUGAUGAGGCCAAGGCGCGUUUGCAGGCGCAGGCGCAGCGUCUGGCGGACGAAGUGACCGUCCGUAUCAAUGUGCCGAACGAUAUGCAUGGCGCGCUCAUUGGCCAGGGCGGCAAGUACGUAUCGCGUCUCCAAGACAAGUACGACGUGCGUAUCAACUUCCCUCAUGCCGGCGGCGACGACUCGCUGAAGCCCGACGAGGUCUCGAUCCGCGGUGGUAAGAAGGGCGUUGCCGAGGCUAAGGCCGAGUUGCUUGAGCUUCUGGCAUACGAACAGGAGCGCAGCAACAGCGAGUCCAUGUCGGUGUCAGCCCGUGCGAUUCCACGUAUCCUCGGCCGCGGUGGCGCGAUGAUCAACCAGCUCCGUCUCACGACCGGUGCUCAGAUCGAUGUCGAGAGUGAGCCUUCGCGCGGCAGUCGCGAAGGUACCGCAUCGCUGCGUCUGCGUGGCGCACCGGCCCAGAUUGCCGAAGCUAAGAACGCGAUCCAGUCGAUCGUCGACCAGGUGGAAAGCGAGGCCGAGAUUUUCCUCACGAUCCCAUCGAAGUUCCAUGGCCAGAUCAUUGGCCAAGGUGGCCAGAACCUUCGCGACUUGAUUCAGCGCGCUGGUGGCCCCUCAGAUGCCAAGGCCCAGGCGCAGAUGGUUCGUUUCCCGCGUGGCGGCGGCAGUGACGAAGUCUCAGUGCGUGCGUCCAAGGAACUCGCGGCCAAGGUUGCCGAGUUGCUGCAGGCGCAUGCACAGGGCCUGGCUGAUCGUGUCGUGUAUGGCGCUGUGGCGCCUCCCACGACACACAGCCAGCUGAUUGCUCGUGGAGGUCGCCGACACAGUCCAUGGCUGACCGAGCAUGGCGUUCAAGUCAUUGUGCCGAACUGGCGUGAGUUUGCUGAGCUUGGUACUCCUGCCAAUGAGGAAGAGCUGAAAGACGCCGACCCUUCACAUGUCGUCAAAGUACACGGUCCGAAAGACGCUGUGCCCAAAGUACUGGACGAGAUUAAGAAGGUUGUCGAGUCAGACGCCCAGCGUCGUAGUAACAAGCCGCGCUCACGUGCGGCUAUGCAUGCGCGUGUCGACGAGGUCCCUGAUGAAGACGCAUAA